This is a messenger RNA of Amborella trichopoda, 3479 nucleotides long. Its product is annotated as P-loop containing nucleoside triphosphate hydrolases superfamily protein. NCBI's taxonomy places the organism in Eukaryota, Viridiplantae, Streptophyta, Magnoliopsida, Amborellales, Amborellaceae. Gene Ontology annotation, molecular function: helicase activity. The record is from RefSeq and is a predicted model, not a curated record.
CUUUUUAAAGUUUGGGUCUAGGAAAAAGAAUGUAACCAUCUUCUCUCCUUUAAUGCCACUUUAUUCGUCCAAUACAUAAAUUCUUCAUUGCUAAGCAACUGUCGAUGAAUUUAUACAUGAAGCUCCGAUUUCGACGACAAAGGGCAGUCCAGUUUGAAGAUCUAAUGCAGAGCAUGGGAGAUUAUCAACCAUGGAAAAAAAAACAGCUCUCUCUCUCUAACUGUUUGAUUGCAAUGGUAUGAGGGAAAAGGUGGAGGUUGUCUAUAUGGAGGAUAGAUUGCUAUGCUUGUGAUGGUAUGAGGCAUAGCACUGCCCUUCCAACUCCUCUCCGAUGUCACAUUGGGUGACCUCCAUAAAAAUCAUAUUUGCGGCUUCGGUAAUCGCGAUCAGCUUCUUGAAAAGCUAUUCUGAGGUUAAGAUGACAGAUGUGGUGCUUCAGAUUGGCAAUAUGAAUAAUGUUGAAGUGAAAAAGAAGAGUGCGAAGAAGGAUGUGAUUCAAUUUGAUAACAAGGAUAAAGUGGAGAAGAAGAAGAAUAGUGAGAAGACCAAGGUGAUAGAAUUUGAGAAACAGAAGAAGAAGAAGAGUAAGAAGCAUGAGAUAAUUGAUUUGAGGAGUGUAAUCCUCAACUGGUCAUUUUCGGACAUCAUGAAUGAGUAUCUCUAUAAGGACCAGGUCACAGAUAUUCCACAGAGAUUCUCAUCACCGGACCAUUAUUUUGGUUCCUUUGUUUUCCCAUUGCUAGAAGAAAUACGAGCUCAACUGAAUCAGUCUUUUCAAACCAUUUCCAAAGCUCCAUGGACUCUGGUUUUAGAGAGAUGGGGGAAGUCGACCUACAUUUUAAGCACCAACAGCGGAGAAAGCUUCGGAAAUGGCUACAAACCACAUUGUGGGGAUGUCAUUCUUUUAUCAACAACGAAACCCAACUCCAUUGAAGACUUAUUCAGAGCUGAUUCAUACCACGGCUUGGGUGUCAUCUCUGUGGUUGACGACAAUCGUUCUUCUGAUUGCAAAGUAAUUCUCUUCACGAUGAAGAAGAGGCUUUUGGAUGUUCCUCCAUUUGAUGCUGGUUGUGUAGCGAUGUUCCUGAUGACUCUGACACCGAAUUUGCGAAUUUGGAAAUCAUUGCAUAGGAUCGGAGCAAAAGAAGAAGCUCUUGGAAUUUUCGGCGAGCUUUUGUGUUCUUCUAGCGAUUCGGGGAAGACAACUUGUGAUUCAUGCUCUCGAGGAGUUCUUGAUAAGAACCUGAAAUCAACUUUUAAUUCAUUUGGAUUGAAUGACUCACAAACUAAAGCUGUUUACUCUGCUUCAUCUUCAAUUCGAUGCAACCACACAUAUUCUGUAAAACUCAUCUGGGGUCCUCCAGGCACAGGAAAGACUAGAACAAUCUGUUCAAUUCUUUGGGUAGCUUUGCAUAUGAAUUGUGCGACUCUUACCUGUGCUCCAACUAAUGUAGCAAUCCAUGAAAUUGGUAGCCGUAUAGUGGAUUUAGUAAAAAUAUCGCUUAAAGCAAUCCAUGGAGCUUCAUCUUUUGGGUUUCCGUUAGGAGAUAUUUUAUUGAUUGGAAAUGAGCAAAGACUAGGUGUUGAUAAUCAAAUUGGUGAUAUCUAUAUCGAUUACCGGAUUCGUGCACUUGCAGAAUGCUUUGGCCCUUCUGGUUGGAAGAAAAAGAUAUCAUCAGCAAUUGAAAAUUUUCAGUCUUAUGUCGAUGAAUACGAUCCUUCUUUGGGAAUGAGAUCUAAAAAGAAAAGGCAAAAGUUUGUUGGGGCUUUCAGGGAGAAGUUCGCUAAACUGGUUUUGCCAAUGAAUGACUGUAUUAGUGCUUUUUGGACUCACUUGCCCCUAACCUUUUUGAAUCAAAAUGAAUUUGGUGACAGCUUGCGUAAACUUGGGAAGCUUCAUGACUCUUUCCUUAGUUUAUCAAAGACUGCCGAACUCAAUGGCAUAAAACUGAAGAAAUUCAUGGGAUGCCUAUGUAUUAACCAAGAAAUGGAUUUGGUGAGUUCAUUAUCUGGGGAAAAAAAAGGUGAUAUCGAGGUUAGCAUGGAAGAAAUUCUAUUCAUGUUAUCAAAGGAAGCCCUCCAAGUCCUCCAAGCACUGCAUAAUAGCCUCAAUACAAGUCUACCUAAGAAUCUGAAAGGUGACACGCUAAAGAAAUUCAUCUUGAAGCAGGCUUCCUUAGUUUUGUGCACAACAUCAGGGUCUUCUACUUUAACCUACGGGAUAAUGAAGAAAGAUUUCCACCUGUUAAUUGUAGAUGAGGCUUCACAACUAAAGGAAGCCGAAUCCAUCAUUCCUUUACACCUUCACCGACUGAGACACGCCAUCUUCAUAGGUGACGAGCGCCAAUUACCUGCCUUGAUUAUUAGUAAGGCUUCAGAGAGAGCUGGGUUUGGGAAGAGUUUAUUUGAACGGCUGCGGUCUCUGGAUAGCGUGACCCAUCUUCUUAACGAGCAAUAUCGGAUGCACCCUUCAAUAAGUUGCUUCCCAAAUACCACAUUUUAUGACCGGCUGAUUUCAGAUGGGCCUAAUGUGAAAAGCAGUUCUUAUGCAAAGCGCUACCUCUCCAACCGCAUAUAUGGCACAUAUGCAUUCAUCAAUGUUGCUGAUGGGAGAGAGGAAAAGGAGAGUUCAGGGAAAAGUUUGAAGAAUUUGGUGGAGGCAGAUAUUGUCAUGAUUAUAGUGAAGAAGCUUUUCAAAGCUUGGCUUGCUAAGAAGGGCACCCCCUUGAGUGUUGGAAUAGUCUCUCCAUAUAAUGCUCAGGUUGAAACAAUUCAGAAGCUACAAAAGAAAUGUCAGUUCCCUGACAAUUUCUCUGUGAGGGUGAAGUCCAUUGAUGGAUUUCAGGGAAGUGAGGAAGAUAUUAUUAUACUUUCUACUGUUAGAGCAAAUCAAUUGGGGUCUAUCGGUUUCCUCUCCGAUCUCAACAGAACUAACGUCGCUUUGACAAGGGCAAGAUAUAGCCUCUGGAUUGUAGGCAGUGGGCCGACUUUAAUUAAAAGUGGUAGUAUUUGGGCAAAAUUGGUUUUUGAUGCAAUGGAGAGAGGCUGCUUCUAUGAAGUCAAUGAGGACCCUGAUUUGGUUAAAUCCGUCGUGAAUUUUCCGGGCAAGAAUCGUAUGGCAAAAUCUUCGAAUGUGCAGGCAGUGGACUCAGCUAAUGAAUUAUGGCGCCAUUUUGCUGAGCUCGGUCUCUGAUCCAAGUGUACCAUGUUUCUAUUUUCCUAAUUCUCAUCUGGUUAGGGAAAAAAAUGGCCUUGCACAAUACAAUUCCUUAACUUAUUCAUUAUGGUUUUGGCCCUUAUGUGCUUUUAGGGAGGGUUUAUGUGGUUUCUUUGCUCCUAGGAAGGAAUGAGAAGUUGGGAUUAUGGUUUUCUAGAGGAUGUAAUUUUCCCGGCUUGUAUUGUAUAUCCUUGUAUGCGCAGGCAUUGGUGAAUUGAUUUAUCAUAGUCAAUAAUAUCCAAGCAAAAUUUAAAUUUCCCAA